GGUCCAACCCUCAGGUUCCAGUAAAACCCUGCGGUCCUGCCGCCUUGCGGUACUCGUUGCUGCCUCUCCACCCUCACUCAAGUUCUUCGGCGAGAUAGCGCCUGAAGACAUGGCUGCCCAGUGUGUCACAAAGGUGGAACUAAAUGUUUCCUGUAACAACCUUUUGGAUGCAGAUGUAACAUCAAAGUCGGACCCUUUAUGUGUAUUGUUUUUGAACACCAGUGGCCAACAGUGGUAUGAGGUUGAACGGACAGAAAGGAUUAAGAAUUCUUUGAAUCCCAAAUUUUCUAAGACAUUUGUUAUUGACUACUACUUUGAAGUGGUUCAGAAGUUGAAGUUUGGAAUCUAUGACAUCGACAACAAAACUAUCGAGCUGAGUGAUGAUGACUUCUUGGGAGAAUGUGAAGUCACUCUUGGACAAAUUGUUUCCAGUAAGAAACUAACUCGACCACUGGUGCUCAAAAAUGGCAAACCUGCAGGGAAAGGGAGUAUUACGAUUUUAGCAGAAGAAAUAAAAGAUAACAGAGUGGUAUUGUUUGAAAUGGAAGCCAGAAAACUGGAUAAUAAGGAUCUGUUUGGGAAGUCAGAUCCAUACUUGGAGUUUCACAAGCAGACAUCAGAUGGCCACUGGCUGAUGGUUCACCGAACAGAGGUUAUAAAAAACAACCUGAAUCCCGUAUGGAAGCCUUUUAAAAUCUCUCUGAACUCUCUGUGCUAUGGAGAUAUGGACAAAACCAUUAAGGUGGAAUGUUAUGAUUAUGACAAUGAUGGAUCACAUGAUCUCAUUGGAACAUUUCAAACCACCAUGACAAAACUCAAAGAAGCCUCUAGAAACUCACCUGUUGAAUAUGAAUGCAUAAAUGAAAAAAAGAGACAGAAGAAAAAAAGCUACAAGAAUUCGGGUGUUAUCAGUGUGAAGCAUUGUGAGAUUACCGUAGAAUGCACAUUUCUUGACUACAUCAUGGGAGGAUGCCAGCUGAAUUUUACUGUGGGAGUGGACUUCACCGGCUCCAAUGGUGACCCCAGUUCUCCAGACUCCCUGCAUUACAUCAGCCCUAAUGGUGUUAAUGAGUAUCUGACUGCCAUCUGGUCUGUGGGAUUGGUAAUUCAAGAUUAUGAUGCUGAUAAAAUGUUUCCAGCUUUUGGCUUUGGAGCUCAGGUGCCCCCUCAGUGGCAGGUGUCUCAUGAAUUCCCAAUGAACUUUAACCCCUCAAACCCCUAUUGUAAUGGAAUUCAAGGCAUUAUAGAGGCUUAUCGGACCUGUCUUCCUCAGAUAAGACUCUAUGGACCAACUAAUUUUUCUCCAAUUAUAAAUCACGUGGCCAGGUUUGCAGCUGCAGCUACACAACAGCAGACUGCUUCUCAAUACUUUGUGCUCUUGAUCAUCACGGAUGGCGUGAUCACAGACCUUGAUGAAACCAGACAGGCAAUUGUCAAUGCGGCCAAGCUGCCCAUGUCUAUCAUCAUUGUGGGAGUUGGCGGAGCUGACUUCAGUGCCAUGGAGUUUCUAGACGGUGAUGGUGGAAGUCUCCGCGCCCCAUCAGGCGAGGUGGCCAUAAGAGAUAUUGUACAGUUUGUGCCUUUCAGACAGUUCCAGAAUGCUCCAAAAGAAGCACUUGCUCAGUGUGUCUUGGCAGAGGUUCCCCAGCAGGUGGUGGGCUACUUCAAUACAUACAAACUCCUUCCUCCCAAAAACCCAGCUGGGAAGUAGAAGGAAGGAGCCAGGACAGCUACAGGAUGUCAAAAGCUGUGUGGAGCAAUGCCAUCCCUUACACAGAAUGAUGGAUCUGCCAUCUGCGCUUUUUACCCCUGGGGUAUCUGCUGUAAACCCAGCUUCUUGUGUAUAUUCAUCUGUUAAAGAACACAUUUUAUACUUUUUGAAGAGGACAAUAGCAAGUCCGUUCUGCUCAGUGAAUUCAAUGAUUGUUUGUCAUUUAUAGAAUUACAAGAGUGCUGUUUGGAAUUGACUUUAAUGUGGGAAAGUGAGGCUUGUUGGUCUGUUGUUUACUUUCUGUAAUGAAAUGCUAUUUUUAAAUGUUACCCAUGGAGUGAGUGAGGAUUACAGGAUGAAGUGGAAUACAGGUUGCUAUAAUGUUGAUAGUAAACAUUUUGCAAGCCAUUGUCUAUACUGUAACUGAGAGAGCUCCUUAAGUCAGGUACUGAGUUUGUACCCAUGACUCUAUAUUCUGUCUCUUUCUGUGCUGCAGUGCUACAGUAUACAAAACUGUUUUCACAUGGUUGCUUAUGAAAACCAGUGGGCUUACUCCAUCUAAAAAUGUGGAGAGCCCCUUGUAGACAAGACAUUUUUAUUUGCCGUUUGAAAUCUUUUCACUGUGAACUCUUGCACAUAUAUGGCCUUUGCUUUACUGAGUAAACAAGACACUCAAACUUCUGUGGGCAUCAAAUGAUAGGUCAUCCCAGAGGCCACGUGAUUAGAUAGAUCAGCAUAUGUGACUGAGUGAGUAGGAUUGCUUCAUUCACUAAAGCAUUGAGGACCAAACAUUUAAGGUGAAACUUCAAACACAGUUGUAGGCCAGGCAUCGUGGCACAGCAUCCAAGCAUUUAGGAGGCAGAGGCAAGAGGCCAGCACAGGCCAACCUGCCUACAUAGUUACUUCCAGGUAGCUAACUACCUAAUGAGAAUGUGUUUCAGGAUAACAAC
Molecule: messenger RNA, 2661 nt
Organism: Arvicanthis niloticus (Nile rat)
Lineage: Eukaryota; Metazoa; Chordata; Mammalia; Rodentia; Muridae
Source: RefSeq, a predicted model, not a curated record